Vigna unguiculata (cowpea) is the source of this 4544-nucleotide messenger RNA. Its product is annotated as MAP3K epsilon protein kinase 1-like. The record is from RefSeq and is a predicted model, not a curated record. Gene Ontology annotation, biological process: protein phosphorylation. Gene Ontology annotation, molecular function: protein binding; ATP binding; protein kinase activity. NCBI's taxonomy places the organism in Eukaryota, Viridiplantae, Streptophyta, Magnoliopsida, Fabales, Fabaceae.
GACAUCACAUUGCCAGCUAGCCAAAUCGGAGCGUUCCUUCUCCGGCGAUUCCAUGUUCCGUUUCUAGGGUUUGCGUUCUGCGAUCGCCGCUCGCCGCACUCGCAGAGAUGUCGCGCCAGACGACGACGACGGCCUUCACUAAAUCGAAGACUCUCGACAAUAAAUAUAUGCUGGGAGAUGAGAUUGGGAAAGGAGCUUAUGGGCGAGUUUACAAAGGUUUGGACCUGGAGAAUGGAGAUUUUGUUGCCAUUAAACAAGUUUCUUUGGAGAAUAUUGCUCAGGAGGAUCUCAACAUCAUCAUGCAAGAGAUUGAUUUGUUAAAGAAUCUGAACCACAAAAACAUUGUAAAGUAUCUUGGAUCUUCUAAGACAAAAAGUCACCUGCACAUAGUUCUUGAGUAUGUAGAAAAUGGCUCGCUUGCAAAUAUUAUCAAGCCAAAUAAAUUUGGACCUUUUCCGGAAUCAUUGGUUGCAGUAUAUAUAGCCCAGGUGUUGGAAGGUUUGGUUUAUCUUCAUGAACAAGGUGUUAUUCAUCGAGAUAUUAAGGGUGCAAACAUACUGACAACGAAGGAGGGUCUUGUGAAAUUAGCUGAUUUUGGUGUUGCUACAAAACUAACAGAGGCAGAUGUUAACACUCAUUCAGUUGUUGGAACACCCUACUGGAUGGCCCCUGAGGUUAUAGAAAUGGCUGGGGUUUGUGCAGCUUCUGACAUUUGGAGUGUUGGCUGUACAGUUAUUGAGCUUCUUACAUGUGUACCUCCUUAUUAUGAUUUGCAGCCUAUGCCAGCUCUUUUCCGUAUUGUCCAGGAUGAGCACCCGCCAAUUCCCGAUAGCCUUUCACCUGAUAUUACUGAUUUUCUGCUUCAAUGCUUUAAGAAGGAUUCUAGACAAAGGCCUGAUGCUAAAACUCUGCUGUCUCACCCCUGGAUUCAAAAUUGUAGACGUGUUCUGCAGUCUUCUCUUCGUCAUAGUGGAACACUAAGAAAUAUAGAGGAAGAUGAUUCUGCAGAUGCAGAAGAUUCUGGUGGUUAUCAUAAGAGUGCUUACGAAGGCUCUUCUGUGGAGAAAGAGGAUUCUGGAAAAGAGCUUUCAUCUGCGGCUCCUCAGGGCAGAAAAUCUCAUGAAGACAAUGCUUCAGCUCCUAAUUUUUCCAAUGAAAGAGCAGAGAAUGAAGAUCAUGUUCCAUCAGAUCAGGUUCUUACCUUAGCCAUUCGUGAGAAGUCACUUCUACAAACUGGAUCUAGUAAUCUCUCUCCAAAUAGAGAAGUUGGUAAUUCCGAGGCUACUGGCAGUCAUGAAAUUUCAAAUGAAGAACUUCAUGAAGUUAUGAUGAAUGGAGAGGUUGGAUCACCACAAUCGAGAGGAAUCGCUAGUAAGGUUGGAGGAAAAGACAGCUCUGUAAACAAUGGUAACAAAUCAUUUGCUUUUGGGCCAAGAGGUCAAGAUAAUAGUUCCCUCAAGGCAAUGAAGAUGCCAACCACUGUGGAAGGAAAUGAGCUGAGUAGAUUUAGUGACCCACCAGGAGAUGCGUGCUUAGAUGAUUUAUUCCAUCCAUUAGACAAACAACCUGGGGAUGUUGCAGCAGAGGCAUCCACAUCUGCAUCCACUUCUCAUAUGGUUAAAGGUAACACACCUACAACUGAUGGUGGGAAAAAUGACCUGGCUAAAGAGUUGAGGGCCACAAUUGCUCGAAAGCAAUGGGAGAAGGAAAGUGAAAUUGGACAAGCAAACAAUGGUGGGAAUCUUUUGCAUCGAGUAAUGAUAGGUGUUCUAAAAGAUGAUGUGAUUGAUAUAGAUGGUUUGGUCUUUGAUGAAAAACUUCCUGGAGAGAACCUUUUUCCUUUGCAGGCUGUUGAGUUCAGCAAAUUAGUUGGUUCAUUAAAACCAGAGGAAUCAGAAGAUGUGAUUGUGUCUGCAUGUCAGAAACUUAUUGGUAUAUUUAAUCAACGCCCAGAGCAGAAGAUUGUUUUUGUUACCCAGCAUGGUUUACUUCCUCUAACAGAUUUGCUAGAAGUUCCUAAAACACGUGUUAUAUGUUCUGUGCUUCAGCUUAUAAAUCAAAUAGUUAAAGACAACACUGAUUUCCUUGAAAAUGCAUGUCUUGUUGGAUUGAUUCCUGCAGUCACAAGCUUUGCAGUACCUGAUCGACCUCGAGAGAUUCGAAUGGAAGCAGCUUAUUUUUUACAGCAGCUUUGUCAGUCAAGUUCUUUGACAUUACAAAUGUUUAUUGCUUGCCGUGGAAUACCAGUUUUAGUGGGAUUUCUUGAGGCCGAUUAUGCCAAGUACAGGGAGAUGGUUCAUCUGGCUAUUGAUGGCAUGUGGCAGGUAUUUAAGCUUCAGCAGUCAACUCCUAGAAAUGAUUUUUGCCGGAUAGCUGCUAAGAAUGGAAUACUUCUCAGGCUUAUAAAUACUCUUUAUAGCUUAAAUGAGUCAACUCGACUAGCUUCUAGCUCUGCUGGGGGUGGAUUUUCAGUUGAUGGUUCAGCUCAACGCCCCCGAUCUGGUAUCUUGGAUCCUACACACCCUUAUAUUAAUCAGAAUGAGGCGUUGCUAUCUUCAGUAGACCAGCAAGAUCCCUCUAAAGUGAGACGUGGAGUCCUUGAUCAUCACUUAGAACAGUUACAUCCUUCAUCCUCCAAUCCUCGAAGAUCAUCAGAUGCUAACCACUCCAUGGAUGAUGCCAUGUCAUUAGAGAAGAAUUCAACUCAAACACCCAGAGAAUCUUCCGUUGGUGCAUUGAAAGAGCGAGAUGUUGAAUCCAGACAACGUAUCUCCACUACCAGGGCAUCAACUGAUAGGCCACCAAAAUCAACAGAGCCAUCAUCAAAUGGGUUAUCAGUGACAGGAGGUACACACCAGGAACAAGUUAGGCCUCUUCUUAGCUUGUUGGACAAAGAGCCACCAUCUGGGCGCUUUUCUGGACAGCUCGAGUAUGUACGUCAGAUGUCAGGAUUAGAAAGACAUGAAAGUGUACUCCCUUUAUUACAUGCAUCUGAAAAGAAAACGAAUGGGGAACUAGACUUUUUGAUGGCAGAAUUUGCAGAUGUUUCUCAACGCGGAAAGGAAAAUGGAAGUCUUGACGCCAGUUCUAGAGUUUCUCAUAAAGUCACUCCCAAGAAAUUAGGGACUUUCAAUUCCAGUGAAGGAGCUGCUUCCACAUCUGGGAUCGCUUCACAGACGGCAUCAGGUGUCCUGUCUGGUUCAGGUGUUCUAAAUGCUAGACCAGGUAGUGCUACUUCGUCUGGGCUACUUUCCCACAUGGUUUCGUCACUGAAUGCAGAAGUUGCCAGAGAAUAUCUGGAGAAAGUGGCAGAUCUUUUGCUUGAGUUUGCGCAAGCUGACACAACAGUGAAAUCUUAUAUGUGUAGCCAAAGCUUGCUCAGUCGUCUUUUCCAGAUGUUUAAUAGGGUGGAGCCUCCUAUUUUGUUGAAGAUACUGAAGUGUAUUAAUCAUCUGUCAACUGAUCCAAAUUGCUUAGAAAAUCUUCAGCGUGCUGAAGCAAUAAAAUACUUGAUACCAAAUCUUGAACUCAAAGAAGGAUCUCUUGUAUCAGAGAUACAUCACGAGGUCUUGAAUGCCCUAUUCAAUUUAUGCAAGAUAAAUAAGAGAAGACAAGAACAAGCGGCUGAAAAUGGAAUCAUUCCCCAUUUAAUGCAAUUCAUUACAUCCAAUUCUCCCUUGAAACAGUAUGCUUUGCCUCUUCUAUGUGAUAUGGCUCAUGCAUCUCGCAAUUCAAGGGAGCAGUUAAGGGCUCAUGGUGGUUUGGAUGUCUAUUUGAACCUUCUUGAGGAUGAGCUUUGGUCUGUGACAGCACUAGACUCUAUUGCAGUUUGUUUAGCCCAUGACAACGAUAAUAGGAAGGUUGAACAAGCAUUGCUGAAAAAGGAUGCAGUUCAGAAGCUUGUGAAGUUCUUCCAGUCCUGUCCAGAGCGGCAUUUUGUACACAUAUUGGAGCCAUUCCUGAAAAUCAUCACAAAAUCUUCGAGGAUUAAUACAACAUUGGCUAUUAAUGGGUUAACGCCGUUGCUCAUUGCAAGGCUUGAUCAUCAGGAUGCUAUAGCUCGUCUUAAUUUACUCAGGCUAAUAAAGGCCGUUUAUGAGCAUCACCCUCAGCCGAAGAAAUUGAUUGUGGAGAAUGAUCUACCUGAAAAGCUUCAAAACUUAAUAGGGGAACGGAGAGAUGGACAAGUGUUGGUUAAACAGAUGGCUACCUCAUUACUUAAAGCGCUACACAUAAACACUGUUUUGUAAAUUUAGAUUUAAAUGCUCAUUUUCUUUUGUGUAUAUUUAUCAGUGUACAUAACUUUCUCUCUUAUUUGGUUUGCUUAUUUUCAUUCCCUGUUUGGUUGAGUGAAAAGAAAAAUAGCAUAGGCCGAUGUAUGUCAUUUUCAUUCUUGGAUAAUAUUUUAGGGGGUGCCUCAUUUUGUCGGCUUCAAUGGCCGAAAUGUAUUUUUUGUUUGUCAACUACAGUAUAUAUAGCUCUUCUAGUACAUGGUUACAAGGUGGAAAAUUCUCUACCCACUUACUAAUCAAACCCUUCUUUCA